Dicentrarchus labrax (European seabass) is the source of this 8352-nucleotide messenger RNA. Its product is annotated as DENN domain-containing protein 4B. The coding region runs from base 249 to 4805 and encodes 1518 amino acids. Gene Ontology annotation, molecular function: protein binding. Gene Ontology annotation, biological process: regulation of Rab protein signal transduction. Lineage: Eukaryota; Metazoa; Chordata; Actinopteri; Moronidae. Gene Ontology annotation, cellular component: cytoplasmic vesicle. The record is from RefSeq and is a predicted model, not a curated record. The transcript has 30 exons.
GCAGCUUGACGCGCCGCCGCAGAUUCACACGGCAGUCAGCAAACAUGGACGUCACAUGUGAGCGAGUGACCUAAACAUGAUCCUUCCAGAAACCCGCGGGAACAACCAGCAGCGACAACGAGACGCCGCGGGUCGCCUUCCACGCCAUGACUACUGGCUCUAGAUCGGACCGACCUUCGGCCCUCGUUUUGCAGCCACUGUAGUUUUCCAUCACGGUUGGAAAGGGAAGUGGAGGGCAGACAGGCGGCAUGACAGAGGAGAAAUGUCCCCAGCUGGUGGACUACUUUGUAGUGGCAGGUCUCGACCCUGCGGGGCCCUGGAGGCCCCUGGACGAGGAUGGCAAGACCUCCACCAACUGCUCUUCGACGCCCUCCUCUUCUUCGUCUUCGUCGGGCCGAGCGGUGGAGUCGGUGACGGACCUGGCGGUGAUCGCCCGGGGGCUCGGCGAGGAAGUGCCGGAGGGCUUCACCUGCAUCGAGAGGACGCUGGGCGGACACUCGGCCGAGCUGAGCGCCGGCCUCAUCAACAACCCGCACCUGUACCUGUGCUACCGCCGGGGGCGGGACAAACCGCCCAUACUGGACCUGGGGGUUCUGUAUGAGGGGAAGGAUCAGCUGAAGCAGGGCUGGUACGUCAUCGAGACGACGCCCUACAGCCGCUCGGCCAACCUGAGCUCCGGCGGUGCUCCGACGGCUCACCGGGUGUUCCUGACGUACCGGCGGGCUCUGGACUCGCAGGGCCUCCACACGCUGGGCGUCACCGACAUCGCCCUGCUGCUGCCCAGCAAAGGAGAGGUCGCCCCGCACACCUUCUGCCGCGUCGACAAGAACCUCAACACCGGCAUGUGGGGUCCAGCUCUGUAUGUGUGCUACAAGAGAGCCGUGGCCAAAGCCAACGCCCUGGUCUACAAGGCCAGUCUGAUGAGCCGGUACCCAGAGGAGGACCUGGAGGCGUUUCCUCUGCCGGAGUCGGUGCCGGUCUUCUGUCUGCCGAUGGGUGUCACCGUGGAGAGCUGGCCUCUAAACACAAAGUACCAGCUGCCCGUCUUCUCCACCUUCGUCCUCACCUCCGCCUCCGGGGACAAGGUUUACGGAGCGGCCAUCCAGUUCUACGAGUCGUUCUCCAGGGAGCUGCUGUCGGAGCGGCAGAGCGUGAGGCUCGGGCUGCUCAGCGUGGUCGACCGGCGGCCGAUCACCAACCGCAGCCUGCAGGUGAAGAAGAGCAUCUGUGUCCUCUCCCACUGGCCCUUCUUCACCGUCUUCCAGAAGUUCCUCACCUUCGUCUACAGAUACUCCAUCUCCGGACCCCACGUCCUGCCGCUCGAAAAACACAUCUCCAGCUUCAUGCACAACGUCCCGUUUCCCUCCCCCCAGCGACCUCGCAUCCUGGUUCAGCUCUCUCCGUACGACAACCUGCUGCUCUGCCAGCCGGUCUCCUCUCCGCUCCCACUCAGCGGUGCGAGCUUCCUGAAGCUGCUGCAGAACCUCGGUCCAGAAAACGCCUGCACGCUGCUGCUCGCCGUCCUCACCGAACACAAACUGCUGCUGCACUCGCUCCGCCCCGACGUCCUCACCUCCGUCAGCGAGGCCCUCGUCUCUAUGAGUUUCCCCCUGCGGUGGCUCUGUCCCUACAUCCCUCUGUGUCCGCUGCAGAUGGCCGACGUGCUGCUGGCUCCGAUGCCCUUCAUCGUGGGCGUCCACUCCAGCUACUUCGACCUGUACGACCCGCCCACCGACGUGGUGUGUGUCGACCUGGACACCAACACCAUCUUUCAGUCAGAGGACAAGAAGCCGUUGUCAUGGCGAUCGUUACCCAGGAAGCACGGCAAGACUUUGUUCAACACCCUCACCAACCUCCACAAGACCCUGGAGAAGAUUUGCACUCCCGGCCAGGAGGAGGCGACGCUGGAGUUCCUGUUGACGGACUACGAUCAGAUCUACAGGAGUCAGAAGCAGCUGGAGCUGGAGAUCCAGGAGGCGUUCCUUCGCUUCAUGAGCUGCCUGCUGCGAGGAUACCGAACCUUCCUGCUGCCCAUCACCCAGGCACCGUCAGACACCACCACGGACUGCAGUUCCCUGUUCAACCUGCAGGGUUUCCUGAAGUCUCGGGACCGAACACAGCAGAAGUUCUACACUCAGCUGACGAGGACUCAGAUGUUCACUCAGUUCAUCGAGGAGUGUUCCUUCGUCAGCGACCGACACGCAUGCCUCGAGUUCUUUGACGAGUGCGUCCAGAAGGUGGAUGUGGAGAAGCCGGAGGAGGUGAGGCUGAUCGAUCUGGACGAGACUCACAGUGGAGAACACACAGUCUUCAUCAUGCCUCCUGAAGAACCGCAGGAACCUGACGGGUCCGAGUGUCCGGCCCUCUACAGUUAUGAAACCUUCCCGACACUGAGGCCAGACCUCUUCGAACGGCCCCAGGACCAGCUCCGGGUCCCGGCUAAGGGCAGCGCCGGCAGCGCCCCCAGUAGCCCCGCCCCCCGACGCACAAAACAGGAGAUCAAGCUGGCCCAGAAGCGAGCCCAGAAGUACUCGGCGGUGCCGGACAUGUGGUCCAAGUGCCUGCUGGGUCACUGUUACGGCCUCUGGUUCAUCUACCUGCCCACCUUCGUCCGGGCGGAGAGCGCCAAGGUGCGCGCGCUGCACACGGCGUACGACGUCCUCAAACACAUGGAGAACCGUAAGGUGGUGCUGCCGGACGAGGUGUGUUACAGGAUCCUGAUGCAGCUGUGCGGUCAGUACGGUCAGCCGGUCCUCGCCGUUCGAGUCCUGCUGGAGAUGAAGAAGGCUGGAAUCACACCCAACACCAUCACCUACGGAUACUACAACAAGGCAGUGCUGGAGAGCAAGUGGCCCUCCACCAGUCAGGGCGGACGUCUCCGCUGGGCCAAGCUGAGGAACGUCCUAUUGGCUGUGGCCCAGUUCAGACAGCCAAUCAGACGACGGCAGAAGAGCGGCUCAGUGGGGUCGCGCGGAGAAGCGAUGAUGGACCCCGAUCUGAGGCCUCGCCCCCACUCCAAUCUGAUCCGUCAGUCCAGUUGGAGCGGUCUGUCUGAAAGCUCCAGUCACGAGUCUCUGACGGGUUCACUGGUGAAGAGCAACAGUCUGAGCAGCAUGAAGACGCCGACUGACCAGGUGAAGCUCGGCAAGAAGACCAUCCUCCGUAAUGUGGGGACCAACGGCUGCGGUGACGCCGUCUCCCGUAAACCUCCAAUGGGACGCAGAGACACCUCCACCCCGCCUCCAGCGCCCCCCGGUGGUGUUCUGGUUCGGCGGAGCCAGGUCUGCCUGUCCACCUUCUACAAAGAGUGCGCAGAGUCGGCCGACUCAGAGCCGGACUGCGGCUGCCAGCCCGCACAGAGAGACGGCAGACCUGCAGGAACGCGCGACACAGCCGGCAGAAAUAAAGUCGUAGACGAGAACUACAACAACGUCUCCUCCCCUAGUCGAGGAGGUCUGGCGGGGAAACUCCAGCAGCUUCUCACUCCGACCAGACACCGAGUGUCUGUUCGACGAGCCGCCAGCGUGGACGACCGGCGACCAGGAGGAGGAGGAGGAGGGAUAGGACGAAGGGUGUCUGAACAGAGGCAGUCCAGGAAAGCUCAAGUGGCUGAAACGCUUCUGAAAGCCAAGGACAGGCUGGUCAGCGCCACCUCAGAGAGUUCGUUGUCUGUAGGAAGUGACCUUGACUUGACGGACACGCCCAGUCCGGCCUAUCCCCUGCGCAGGUCCUGGGACGCCAAUCAAGAGGGGACGGGGCUCGAGGUGUUGAUGUCCAGCUGCUCUCUGUGUCGCAGCUGUAACUCGCUGGUUUACGACGAGGAGAUCAUGGCCAGCUGGACGUCAGACGACUCCAACCUGAACUCGUCCUGCCCAUUCUGCUGCGCCUCCUUCGUCCCGUUCCUGAACGCUGAGAUCUGUGACUUCGGACCCGUCAGCAGUGCGGAGCGAAGCAACUGGAAUGCGGAGGACGAGGUGGAGAGCGCGGUGCGGCCCCCCAGUGGUCAGGAGGCGUCCCUGCGACACCAGUGCAACGGCCUGAGCGAAGACUCCAGCUCCGAGACCAGCAGCUACUCAGAGAACAGCAGAACAACCACAGGCUCCUCAGUGGGCGGAGCUCCCCAGGUGACGGUGGCCUACCUGAGCCCUCUGGUUCUGAGGAAGGAGCUGGAGAGUCUGCUGGAGAACGAGGGCGAGGCGGUGCUGGCCCAGCCGCAGUUCCUGGAAAACCACUCCAUCAUCUUCUGGAACCUGGUCUGGUACUUCCAGCGCCUCGGCCUGCCCAGUAACCUGCUGCAGCUGGUCAAAGCCUCGCCGCUGGUCAGCCAGUUCACACAGUCUGAGAACUCCACGGUGAGAGUGAGGCUCCUCUGGGACACCCUGACCCCCGACACAGACCAGUGGCCCCCGCUCUACAUCCUCUGGAGGAUCCACAGUGGCGUCCCGAUGAGAAGCUACGGCUGGAGGAGACACAACCACCCGUUCACGCUGUCCUUCCUGGAGGAGGUGCUGCGCUGGGUCGGCAUGAACGAGGUGCACAAAGCCGUCACCCUCUUCCUGGAUACGCUGGCUAAACAGCCGGGCUCGCCCUCGACUCAGAGGAGUUUGUACAGAGAGUUCCUCUUCCUCACGCUGGCAGCUAUGGGCAAAGAUCACGUCGCGGCGUUCGAUAAGAAGUUCAAGGCGGCGUACACUCGGCUCAGCGGCACUCUGGGUCAAGAGGAGCUCCGGAAGAAGCGAGCUCAGCCUCUGAGCCCCAAAGCCAUCGACUGCAGACGCAGCUUCCACCCGCCGCUCGAGUGCUGAUCCUCCAGGAACAGAAGGUCCCUGACGGCUCCUGCAGCGAGGGGAAGAGGAGAACCGGCAACCCCCGCACCGCCGCCGCUACGCUGCUGCCUUCACCUGCUCGUAUUCUUCACCUCUCCGCUGCCUCCUGGUGGACGCCGGAGCGACGCGCUCCUUCCCGUAGCUCCGUUUGUCUCGUCGAUGUGAAUCCAGCUCUUCGUCUCCGUUAAAGAUCCUGAUGGAGCUGGACUGAAGAGCUCGUCCACAAACACACGCUUCUCUCAACAAAGCUGAGCCGAGAUCUGUGCAGCGAGGGCGAGCUCGCCGGGCGGGAAGCUCGGGUCCGUGCGUGUCCAGAGGGAUCGGCUGCGUCUGGUUUUAGGUUUUUCCCAGAUUUUCUUUUUUAAUGAUUAAAAUCAGACCUCAAAGUCCCCGAAGAGCUCGUCAUCGGACUGAAAGAGUUGUAGGACGUCAGAUUGAUCGAGGAAGAGAAUCAGAAUCCAUCAAACACGACAAACACGACCCAGAAAGAAGCUUCAGACUUCUGAUCGUCUGUAUCACGAUCAAUCCGCCUCGUUUAAAAGGGAAGAAACUUAACGUACGUCAUCGAGGAAACAACCGGCGUUCCCACGGUACUACAGUCACAAUCCUUCCAGAUCUUCUGUUGGUCUUCCAGACAGUUUGAAAUACGGAGCUGCGACACGUUUUAAGGUUUUGAACAUUUUCCGGGAACUGAUCCUUUGAGCUCGCGUGGCGUCAUCCGUCAGCGGGGGCUGUCGCGGUGAUUCAGGGCGGCUCAGCGUCGCGCUAUUAUCGCCCUUUCUGUUGGUUUUUAGUAAAUGCUGUGUAAAAGGUUUCUGCGGGGACAGUGUUCGAUCUCCCUCCUCCUGCGGCCCCGGUCUGUGGUUCUGUUAACUGGAGACAACAGUUAGUUAACGCACGUUAGUCGCUAGUUAACAGGGUCGCUCCUUCAGCAGCUACAGAUAAAGGCAGCCGUACGUCACGCUCUCGUCUCGUCGCUACGGAGUCAACGUGAGCAGAUUGUGUCUGUAGAUUGAAGAGAAUCAGAAAAGAGUCUCAGUGUUGGUGGAAAUAAAGUUUUUACUGAGAAAAAUUAUGAUCCGACCUUAAAACAGCUGCUUUUAGACGGAGUUUGGUUUGACGGUGUGGAGCAGAGUUUUUUAACCUUAAAGUCUGUGGCGAACUGCGUCUCCUCAGCUCUCGCCGUCCUGGGCGGCGCUUUCUCGUACCGCGACAGCCCCAACGUCAGCUUCGGGAGGACGACGGGACUGUUAGCAGCUGCAAACGUCGUAGCUUCUGAUUAAUGUAAUAACUAAUUAAAAUGUCCUUUUUAAACGUGUUAAAUUGGUUUUAAAUUGAGGUAAAAACGUCACAUUAUUACAUUUACUGCUGAUUAUUGUGUAAACUCUGUAUUAUAGGAGAGUAGAUAAAGUUAUUUAUGACUUAAAUAAACAGAGUUUGUGUGAUAAUGUGAGAUUUUCCAGUUAAAGGACGUUGUUACAUUAAACAGCAGUUAUUCUUUCUCAGCUGUUGAAUGGUGACAGACUGUAUUCAGUUUUUAUUUUUAUUUAAAGGGAGUUUGAGGAAACUGUCUGAGUGGUUGAUGGACGUUAAUGUUUGUGUCGACGCUUCAGGAACCCACUCGUUGUUUUUCGGCUGGUUGCGUUUGGGCCGAGUUUUAUUUAACUUUUAAGGUUUUUAUCAAACUAAAACAAACAAAAAACCCAAAAGCAGCAACCUGAAGUUCAUCUAACGGCCACUAGAGGCACCAGCAGUGAUGUACGGAAGACUGCAACUGCCAAUAUCAAAAAUAAAUAAAUACUAAACAUUAAAUUUAGGGAGGCACAAUAUGGAUAUUUUACAAUAAUGGAUCAUUUCACAUUUUUUCGAUUUUAAAAAGCAAUUAAUAAUAGUUUUUACAUACUUGAUGCUGAGAUAUAGUGAGCAAAGAUCUGUUCUACCUAAAUCUAACUGACAUCACUAUUGUUUACAACAACAACAACAGCAACAACAAACAGUUCUGACUCUUUUUCAGUUCAUUAAACAACAAACAUAAAGUUCAUCAAUCUUUUUUUAGAUUAUUGUCACGUAAAGGUUGAGGAAUCUCGUCCCGAACCAGACGCUGUGCAGAGAGCGACUCGUUGCGACUGAGCGUCCUGUGGAGCAUGCUCAGUUUGACCUGAUGCACAUUCACCUUCCUGUCUGUCUGUCUGACUGAGUGUCUGUCUGUCUGACUGUCUGCGAGACAUCCAGUAGGUCAGCUGACCAGUUCGACCUCCUACUAAGCAGCAGCUCUGCUAACAGUUUAGCUCCGGGGCUUCUCAGCAAAUCAGCAGGGAUUUGAACCCUCAACCUCAUUUUAGACGAAAUCCAGAAUAUUAAAAUACGAUGAAAAUAGUUUAAACAUUUUAUAUCUCCGAUAUUGAUCAGAUAUUAAUCAAUCAGUUCAGGUUUAAUCAGGAAAUUGAUCUCGUUUUAACUCUCUCACCAAUAAUGUAAACAGGAUGUGUAAAUCAUUAUAAUACAGCGAUUAAACCAAAAUAAGAUUGUAAUCAGAAAUUCCUUCUUUUGGAGGACCGCAAGUGCCAAAAUCAGGACUCAAUAAAUAAAUAGAUAUGCAAUUAAAAUGCACUUAAAAUAUUAAAAUAAACGCAGCCAUUCAUUUAUGUAUAAAAUUUGACAUAGUUGAUAUUUAUGCUAAACUAUACUUUUACAUUUAAUUAAACAUUUAAUUUAUUACUUUAAAAAAAAAUUUUGUUUAAUUUCCCCUUUACAUUUUUACCCCGUAUUUAUUUCCCCAUACUUAUUUAUUUAUGUUUUCUUUUUACAUUCCUGCCUCAUUAUGCAAAUGAGUUGGCUGUCAUGCAGAAAUAAAUCAGUUUUGGGGAAAUAAAUAAAUAAAUCUAUUUAAAAAAGGAAUAAAUUAUUAAAUCAAAUGUAAAAUUAAAUGGGGAAAGUAGGUGAAUUAAAAACAGAAAUAUCAGUUUAUUUCGCAUUUUAUAAAUUAAUGCCCACUUUUAUUUUAGUAUUAAUUUUGGUGCAUUUAUUUGGACAUAUUAAUUUAUUUAAGUCAUGUGUUUGGCAGGUGCGAUCCUCCACACAUUCCCUGCUGCAGCCAGGAGCCUCGGAGAAAAAACAAAUAACUAAAUCUGUAUCUGCAAACUCUUUUAGUGUGAAAAUAUCGAGUCAAACUUUUAAAAAAGUGGAAGUUUACUGUUGUUUUUUAAUGUGGCGGCUCAGUGUUUGUCGGCUGAGAGAAGAUUGUGAGCGAAGGACGGUUCACUGCAGCAGCUUCACUGUCACAGAGAAAAAACCCUUCACUGUAUAUUUGAACGCACUGGACGUCAGUAAUUUAAGGGAAUUUAACUUUGUGUUGCCGGUUGUUUUAUUGGUUGGAUGAUUACAGUCAGCGGAGGAGAGGAGCGUAUUUAAAAUAGAUAAUUGUGUUUGCUGUUGUAAUUUAUAUAUGGCUGUGAUUUUGAGUUGUAAAUGUUUGUUUUUUUAAGAAAACACAAAAAUAAAAGACCGGGAUGAGCCCCCCAAAAAA